AUGCGCAGCUCUUCCUUUCAACAGCGCGGGGAAGCGGCGAAGGUGCGUGUUGUGGUGCCGCGCACAUCGCCUGGUGCGGCCAGGGGCACCAACGUCGACGCGGCCGGGACGGCGCCCCGGCAUGCAGCGCUGGAGUCGGCGCUCGUGAAGAACCUCAAGAAACAGGUGGCGUGCCUGGAGAUGGAAGUUGCUGUUCUUAAAGGAGCCUCUGGAAAGUCCUCACAGCGAAAUUCCGAUGUUGCUGCAGCGAAAGCAUCAACAGAGGAGGGUUCUGGUGCUAAUCCAUGCGUGGUGGAGGGGCAGCUCUCAUCCUCCUCGCUGCGCAGUGGGUUGUCACCGGCCGGCGUCUCUCACAUGGAUCCCUUUGCGAUGUGUUCUGCUGCACCGAAGGCGGCGGAGAAGAGGCUUCAGUCGUUGCGCCACGUGGAUACUGCCUCGCUCCAGUUCACGGCGGAGCGCCUCCGUCUUGAGAAAGAGUCUGUAGAGGCGCAGUUGCAGUACGAAAUGCGGGAGGGGGAGAGGAUGGUGAAGGAAAACGCUCGGUUGAACUCUGAGCUCCGUGCAAGCCGAGGCAGAGAAGAAGAACUCCAGCGGCUUCACCAGGGAGCGCUGAACGCACUCAACACAGAGGAAGGGAGACGACGGGAGUUAGAAGACAAGCUGCGUGCUGCAGUGGUACCAGCCGUGGAGGAAGGAGGCACAGCGUCUAUCGAGGACCUGGUGAACGAGAAGGAGUACUACCGUGUUCAGACCGAUCGGCUGCGCUUCGCCCAGCAGGAGAGUCUCAUCCGUAUCGAGGAGCUGGAAAGGCAAUUGAGCGUGGAGCGUAUACAAACUGCUGCAAUAGAAGAGAAGCUGUGCACAACACAACAGGAGGUGCGGCGGUCGCAGCAGGCGGAUGCGGCAAGGAUCGCUACGUACAAGCGCUUGGAUGCGAGUCAUGCUGAGGUGUGUGCUCUGCUUCGAAGGGCCGUGGAGGACUGCGACACGCUCCAUCAACAGUUACGACAACGCCACACAGACCCGUCGUCGCCAAGCUCCUCUGUCUCCAUUGGAGACACACUGCGAGGACUGGAGCGAAUAUCGUCGUGUCUGAAGAGCAGACAUGCGCAUGGGGAAGGAAGUAAUAUUUGCAGCGAGAAGAAAUCUGGAGGAGCUUUUUUGGUGAAGGUUGAGGGAUCGGUAGACAAUUCUCAUAAACCGUCACCAAACGCAUCCCCAUUGUCUGUAGCUGCAGCACCUUCUUCACCGCCGCCACCCGCUGCUGUGGUGCCUCCACCGCCACCGCCUACCGCUGUGGUGCCCCCACCGCCGCCGCCCACUGCUGUGGUGCCUCCACCGCCACCGCCUACCGCUGUGGUGCCUCCACCGCCACCGCCCACUGCUGUGGUGCCCCCGCCACCAUCCGAUAUCGUUGUGCCCACGGCCGGGUCUUUUACAGCGUUAUCAUCUGGUGUGCCACAACGGCCUCUGCAUGAUGCAAUAGAUGACGAAUUGGAGAGUGUCGAACGUAGAAUCAGAGAGGAAGAGGCAGCAUUGCUCGCCUACCUCAAUGCUCGAUGA
This is a messenger RNA of Trypanosoma grayi, 1563 nucleotides long. RefSeq lists its product as hypothetical. Gene Ontology annotation, molecular function: microtubule binding; actin binding. Gene Ontology annotation, biological process: actin filament polymerization. Gene Ontology annotation, cellular component: actin filament; cytoplasm. Bases 1 to 1563 code for a protein of 520 amino acids. The record is from RefSeq and is a predicted model, not a curated record. The transcript has a single exon. Lineage: Eukaryota; Euglenozoa; Kinetoplastea; Trypanosomatida; Trypanosomatidae.